CACACAUUUUGUAUUCUCUGCCACCAAAAGAACUGUCAUAUUACAGAAACUUGGAUACCCUGAAUUUCAGACCAGUGAGAAAGUGAGUUUGGAGCAAAAAUGGCAGCUUCAUUACAAGCAUCAACAACCUUCUUACAACAACCCAACAAAGUAGUUUCUUCAAGAAACACCCUUCAACUUAGGUCUACUCAAAAUGUUUGUAAGGCUUUUGGUGUAGAUUCUGGUGCUGGUAGAGUCUCUCUUUCUCUUCAGUCUGAUCUUAAGGAGUUGGCUAACAAGUGUGUUGAUGCUACCAAGCUUGCUGGCCUCGCUCUCGCCACCUCGGCUCUUAUCGCCUCGGGGGCAAAUGCCGAGGGAGCGAAGAGAUUGACCUAUGAUGAGAUCCAAAGCAAGACAUACCUCGAAGUCAAAGGAACCGGAACAGCCAACCAAUGCCCAACCAUUGCAGGUGGAGUUGACUCCUUUGCCUUCAAGCCAGGCAAGUACACUGCCAAGAAAUUCUGCCUCGAGCCUACUAAAUUCGCUGUCAAGGCCGAAGGCAUCAGCAAGAACGCCCCACCAGACUUCCAAAACACCAAGCUCAUGACCCGUCUAACCUACACCCUUGAUGAGAUUGAGGGACCCUUUGAGGUUGCACCUGAUGGCACUGUCAAGUUUGAGGAGAAAGAUGGCAUUGACUACGCUGCAGUCACAGUCCAGCUUCCUGGUGGUGAGCGUGUACCCUUCCUCUUCACCAUCAAGCAGCUUGUUGCCUCAGGAAAACCCGAGGCCUUUACUGGAGAGUUCUUAGUCCCAUCAUACAGAGGAUCAUCCUUCCUAGACCCAAAGGGCAGGGGUGGAUCCACAGGAUAUGACAACGCCGUGGCAUUGCCUGCAGGAGGAAGAGGAGACGAAGAAGAGCUCCAAAAGGAAAACAUCAAGAACACUGCUUCAUCAAAAGGGAAAAUUACCUUGAGUGUGACUUCAAGCAAGCCCGAGACCGGUGAGGUUAUCGGAGUGUUCCAGAGUCUGCAGCCAUCAGACACUGAUUUGGGAGCUAAGGUUCCCAAAGAUGUGAAGAUUGAGGGAGUUUGGUAUGCACAACUUGAGCAAUAGAUUGCAGGGUAAUUUCUGUAUGAUUAUUGAGCUCUUUUUGUUGUAAGUUUGUAAGGGAUUUCUAUGACUUCUAUUAUAUUAAGGAGAAACUUAUAACCCUGCUUCUUGUAUAUUAUCAGUUCUUUGUAGAUUUCAUGUCUCAAACUUUUCAUGUCUCAUAUUGAAAUUUAUAUCAACAAUAAAUUGUUUGUGCUA
Messenger RNA from Chenopodium quinoa (quinoa), 1290 nucleotides. RefSeq names its product oxygen-evolving enhancer protein 1, chloroplastic-like. Gene Ontology annotation, molecular function: oxygen evolving activity. The transcript is spliced from 2 exons. Gene Ontology annotation, cellular component: photosystem II oxygen evolving complex. Gene Ontology annotation, biological process: photosystem II stabilization; photosystem II assembly. NCBI's taxonomy places the organism in Eukaryota, Viridiplantae, Streptophyta, Magnoliopsida, Caryophyllales, Amaranthaceae. The record is from RefSeq and is a predicted model, not a curated record. The coding region runs from base 100 to 1095 and encodes 331 amino acids.